This is a messenger RNA of Acaulospora morrowiae, 187 nucleotides long. The record is from the annotation of a GenBank genome assembly. Lineage: Eukaryota; Fungi; Glomeromycota; Glomeromycetes; Diversisporales; Acaulosporaceae.
AAAAAUGGUACUUGAAAAUCAAUCCAAAAAACCAGUAGCCAAAUCAAAUCGAACACAACGAUAUUAUCCCUUUCAACCAAUAAAUUCUAGCGUUUCAGAUAAUGAGGAAGGUAAUGAGGGUGGAUAUGAUGAAGAAAAAGAUAUAUGGCUUGAUUCAUCGGAAAAAAAAAAUGGAUAUUACCAGUAA